AUAAAUAGCAAAAUUCAUUCACACAAACACGUCAGCCAAGUGUAACGAUUUACCCACCAAAAAAAACUCAAGAAUCAAUAUGUGUCGGUAUCGUGGAAACAGAAAUUAUUUACAACAACAACAACAACAACCGCAACAACAACAACAAUUAUCAUCAUCACCAUCAUUAUCAUCAUUACCAAGAAUUUUACAGGCAAUAAUACGUAUGGAACGACAAGCUGAUAAUGAUUAUUAUCUAAUUCAAUCACGUUUAUUACAGAUAAAAGAAAUGGAAUCAAUAUUAAAUAAAUUAAUAUCAACACAUUUAGAUUCAGAUAAUUAUGUUGAUUAUCUAUUUCGUCGUGCUGAACAAUUAAGUACACAUCUGGAAACAUAUGAAAAUAUUAUUGGAAAAAUUGAUAUUGGUAAUGAAAUACGCAAAAAUUUCAAACAAAUUUCCAAUGAAUUUGUUGAAUAUUUAAAACAAAAAAUUCAAUUUAAAUCAAUAUGGAUUGAAAAUUUACAAACAAUUGAAAUUGGUCGACAAACAAUACGAGAAAAAAUUUCCAAUUUAGAUGAUUUUAGACAAUUAAUUGAAAAUCUAUAUGAAAAUGAUGAAUAUUUUCAAUUAAAUGAACAAAGAUUAAAAUUUGAUCAAGAAUUUGAUGAAUUAAAUCAACAUGUUGAUAAUUGUUUUCAAUAUGGACAACAAACAAAAGAAUUAAGUUCAAAAUUAUAUGAUAAACUGACCGAAUUGGAAACAAAUUUCCAACUGAUUGUACGUGAAUCAAUGAAUAAAAUUAAUGAUAUUAAACGAACAUCGAUAAAAAUUCCGGCAACCUGUUGAUUUAUGUUGCAACCUAAAAUUCAUUUAUGUUGAUUUGAUUGAUGUUUCUUUUUUUUUGAAAUUGAAUAAAAAAAGUUUUUUGUUUUGUUUUGUUUUGUUGAUUUGUUUUGUUUUG
This is a messenger RNA of Dermatophagoides pteronyssinus (European house dust mite), 941 nucleotides long. RefSeq lists its product as uncharacterized. NCBI's taxonomy places the organism in Eukaryota, Metazoa, Arthropoda, Arachnida, Sarcoptiformes, Pyroglyphidae. The record is from RefSeq and is a predicted model, not a curated record.